Penaeus indicus is the source of this 5786-nucleotide messenger RNA. RefSeq lists its product as uncharacterized. The record is from RefSeq and is a predicted model, not a curated record. Gene Ontology annotation, molecular function: protein binding. NCBI's taxonomy places the organism in Eukaryota, Metazoa, Arthropoda, Malacostraca, Decapoda, Penaeidae. The coding region runs from base 22 to 5430 and encodes 1802 amino acids. The transcript is spliced from 11 exons.
AUAUUUCUUCCCUUUCUAGACAUGAUUCAAGUUGAGGACAGAGAAGAAAAUGACCAUGAUGUGGACCAUGAAGAAAUCACAAUGAGCGAAUCUACUUCAGAAGGGAAUGACACAAGCAGCAAUGGUACUUAUAGGGAAUCCAGAGAUGAGGACAUGAUUCAAGUUGAGGACAGAGAAGAAAAUGACCAUGAUGUGGACCAUGAAGAAAUCACAAUGAGCGAAUCUACUUCAGAAGGGAAUGACACAAGCAGCAAUGGUACUUAUAGGGAAUCCAGAGAUGAGGACAUGAUUCAAGUUGAGGACAGAGAAGAAAAUGACCAUGAUGUGGACCAUGAAGAAAUCACAAUGAGCGAAUCUACUUCAGAAGGGAAUGACACAAGCAGCAAUGGUACUUAUAGGGAAUCCAGAGAUGAGGAUACGUUUCAAGUUGAAGAUAGUGAUUCUGAGGACAAACAUGACUCACAAUUUGGCAAGGAGCAUGAAGAAGUCACAGCUGCCAGCAUGUCUAGUUUGGAAGAGAACAUCCUAAGAACGAAUAAUGUUUCUAGGGAAUCUGGAGGUGGCUUUCAUCCUAUUGCAGAGAAGACUGACACUGGGGUUGGUGAAGUAAAAUCAGCUCAUAGCAAUUGCUGGCCCUUACCUAAGCUGCAAAAAGAAAAUGAUUUGUCACAUCUAUCGCCACAUGAUGGUAUCGAGAUGACUGAGGGUAGAGAAAUACUGGAAACAAAGAACAUGGAGAACAUACACAAAGCAGCAAGAGAUGGAUUUGCUGACGAGGUGCUUAGAUUGUUAGAAAAUGGCGGAGAUAUCUCUGCUUUCACCAGUGCUACCAAUAACACUCCACUUCACUAUGCAGCCUAUGAAGGACAUACCGAAGUUGUAGAAUUACUACUGAUUAAGAGAUGUGACCCAAAUCUCUCUAAUGCUGCUGGUGACACUCCACUUCAUCUUGCUGCAUUAACUGGAGAGAUCGAUGUCGUGAAAAUAUUGUCUGACUGGGAAGGUAUUGAUGUAAACAGUCCAACUGCAACAAAUGAAACACUUCUUACAUAUGCAAGAUACGGAGGGGAAAAGCCUAUAUUAAAUGUUCUUAGGAACCCAGAAACUAUUUCACCUGAGGGAAAUACACCCCUCCACUGUGCAUCACUGGCAGGUCAUACAGAAGUUGUUAGGUUGCUCCUAACGAAGGAUGCAGAUGCUAAAAGUGAAACUCCUACCCACCACACACCUUUGCACUAUGCUGCUCUCAGAGGGGAUGCCAUUCUCGUCAAACUGUUGGUCUAUUAUGGAGCCGAUUCUAAUGCUAAAGACGAACGAAAUAACACACCUCUUCAUUAUGCCGCUCUUUGCGGACACACUUUGGUUGUCGAGUUGCUGGUGGAUGACAGAGCAGACCUAAGCAUUCGGACAGACAUGGGACUCUCAGUGCUUCACAAAGCUUCCUUCUAUGGAAGGCUGUCCACUGUGCAGAAGCUUGUUGAACUACAAAAUGCUCUCAUCAGCAUGCGUGACAAGAAAAAAAUGAGUGCAGAAGACACAGCUCUUAUCCGCGGUCAUGUUCACACAGCCUGGUGGCUCAACAAAAAAUCAUGUCAAACUUCUUUACAAGAUCAGAAACACUUAAUGAAUAUUUGUAUGAGUCAGUACAAUCUGAGCGGAGACUUCUACCACACUUACUGUAGAAAGAAGAACGCCAGCGCGAAAGCUGUAGCCACUGCCAUUGACUUCGGCGUCUGCGACAUGCACUACCAAGACGAGCAGGGCCUGACGCUGCUCCACGUGGCCGCGGAGCAGAACGACCGACCCAAAAUCCGGGUUCUGCUGGAGCGCGGCGCCCUGCCCACCGCCCACACCCACGAUGGCAAGACACCCUCGGAGCUCGCCCGGGAGAAAGGCUACCUGGAGGCUGCAAAAGACAUAGAGAGCGAAAUAGACAAAACGAAGCAGUAUAUUCUUAGGAACCCAGAAACUAUUUCACCUGAGGGAAAUACACCCCUCCACUGUGCAUCACUGGCAGGUCAUACAGAAGUUGUUAGGUUGCUCCUAACGAAGGAUGCAGAUGCUAAAAGUGAAACUCCUACCCACCACACACCUUUGCACUAUGCUGCUCUCAGAGGGGAUGCCAUUCUCGUCAAACUGUUGGUCUAUUAUGGAGCCGAUUCUAAUGCUAAAGACGAACGAAAUAACACACCUCUUCAUUAUGCCGCUCUUUGCGGACACACUUUGGUUGUCGAGUUGCUGGUGGAUGACAGAGCAGACCUAAGCAUUCGGACAGACAUGGGACUCUCAGUGCUUCACAAAGCUUCCUUCUAUGGAAGGCUGUCCACUGUGCAGAAGCUUGUUGAACUACAAAAUGCUCUCAUCAGCAUGCGUGACAAGAAAAAAAUGAGUGCAGAAGACACAGCUCUUAUCCGCGGUCAUGUUCACACAGCCUGGUGGCUCAACAAAAAAUCAUGUCAAACUUCUUUACAAGAUCAGAAACAGUUAAUGAAUAUUUGUAUGAGUCAGUACAAUCUGAGCGGAGACUUCUACCACACUUACUGUAGAAAGAAGAACGCCAGCGCGAAAGCUGUAGCCACUGCCAUUGACUUCGGCGUCUGCGACAUGCACUACCAAGACGAGCAGGGCCGGACGCUGCUCCACGUGGCCGCGGAGCAGAACGACCGACCCAAAAUCCGGGUUCUGCUGGAGCGCGGCGCCCUGCCCACCGCCCGCACCCACGAUGGCAAGACACCCUCGGAGCUCGCCCGGGAGAAAGGCUACCUGGAGGCUGCAAAAGACAUAGAGAGCGAAAUAGACAAAACGAAGCAGGGGUGUAUAGAGGAACUAGCCUACAAUGAUUUGUUAAACUUGAUAACAUCAGCGGCGCAAUGUACCUUUGACCAAGAUGAUAAGGAACAGGAAGCCCGCCUGGCAGUCGUGAAAAAGGCCUCCUCACUACUGGCUUCUGGAGCUCCUUUAGAGCCACCUGGAGGUCAGUCUUGCUACCCCCUCCACCUUGCUAUCACAACCAACUGCACCCCCCUGCUGUCGCUGCUGCUGGCUGCUGGGGCGCCAUUGACGUCGUCAAGUAACGGCUUAGGUCCAGUGGAGACAGCAUGGAUAACUCCAGAUGCUACAACCUGGGUCGGAGUUGUUGUUACAAGGGCUGUAGUGCACAAACUCCGGUUUGAGAAGAGGCUCCUAGAUCCAGAUUCCCGAUUGCUGCCUCGAAUAGACACUUUGAUGGAGUUGCUACAGGGAGAGAAGCCCUGGAAUGCAAAGGUCAGUGUCCUUGGAGACUCUCCAACCACCCUAAAUCGUCUCCUAUUUCGAGCCUGUGCCAGCGGAGCAACCACACUAGCCUGGAGGAUCUGGCACAGCGGCGGAAGCGCUGUGGCACAGAACAAGGAGGGGAAAACGCCCCUGCACGGCGCCCUUGAUAAAGGGCAAAUCGACACGGCUGCCGCCCUCGCUCUCCACAUGGGAGCAAACCUCUUCCUGCCGGACAAUGAAGGGAGACUGCCAAUCGAUUUGUUAUCGGACGAUGCGAGGAGCGAGCUACUCAAGGUUUCUGUAGCACAGCAAUAUCGCCUUUUGGAUGAAGAACUGGAAAGAGCUCGAGAACCUAGCAAGAAGGAGGAAACAAAACAGUUCAUUUUACUCUUUCUUGCAUUAUACUCAUCAAAAUAUUCACAAAGAGCUACAUGUUCUACUCAGAGCUGGCUUGAGUUAUAUGAUGAAUUAUCCAGGAGCGAUGUCAUCACAAGAACGGAUAUAACAGUAUGUGAAGAUGAAGAUUCAGAAACUAUUGGUAAUGUCAUUUACUCUAACCUUAUGAAGUUGGUUGAUGAGAUCCAAUCAAAGUACCCUAGGUCUAGUUUACAGCUAAGUAAUUCUGAAAAUGAUAUGCAAAUUGACACAUUCAGUAAAAUCCUAGAGAAAGCAAUAAUCCUUAGUUGUGAAAAGGAGUUCCCAUUAUUUCUCUAUCUCUUGGUGCAUGUGGGAGGCCAAAAGGUCAAUCAAGAACUUGAAGUGUGUCGGGCAUCGCCCUUGCAUUACGCCGCUCGGAAGAACAACGCUUCUGCAGCCAGGUACCUCGUCAGUCACGGAGCUUCGGUCGAGGCGAAGGAUCGUUUCGGCAACACACCUGCACACUAUGCCUGCAUGUAUGGCCACAGGGAUCUCGGGGACUUUUUAAGGACAAAUCAGGUAAAUAGAUGUGGGUUGACAGCUAUGGAUCUAUUAGAUGGCUACAAGAACUACUUGAACCUAUAUGAAUUAGACUUAAAAUCUCUAUCAGACAUAGACGUGCGGGAAACAAACACUGUUCCCAAGAAAAUAGAAACUCGUUUAAAAGAACUGGAGAGGAAAUGGCAUGUAUAUGGCAUAGGCAAAGCAAUAAAUAGAGUCCAUGUCAACUAUUUACAAGGAGAAGCUAAAAGUAUACAAACAGCUGUAUUCAACAUGGUAAACAGUGUAAAAAAUGCAGUUGCAAAGAAAAAUCCUUUGUUCAGCGGGGAACUCAUGAUGCUAGGAAGUUCAGCAGAUAAUGUAAGACUUUUUUGCCCAGAUGAAUUUGACUGUAACAUUGUAUUAAGUAAUCUAAAUGGUUAUCCAAAUAAAGGCCUGCACGUCUCAUUGGGUAAAAUGGAACCAAAUUAUAGUGGUUGUACGACAAAAAUCAUUGUGUCAUCGACAGACGCCGACAUUAGGAAUUUUCUCAAUGAAAAUUGUUUUUUAGACACAUUCUACAGCACUGUUAAGGAAUGCGUUUCAGACUAUGAACCCGAAGAUGAAAGAAUGGCAUUCAUUCCACCUGGGGUAAAAAGGACUCAAGUUGGAGUUGGACUCAGCCUUGCCUGGACGGGUAAGGAGUAUCCUUUACUACUGGUAGAUGUAGAUAUCGUGCCCACUAUGGAGGCUCCCUGGCCAGAAGCUCUUCCGAGGCCACCUCUUACGCCGCCUCACCUGAAGUCAGUGUACAUCAACAGCAUUGGCAACGGCGAGUGGAGGUUCUCCUUUGCGCAGGCGGAAAAUGAAAUCAUGAGGAAUCUGACAGAUGACCAGCGGCAAGUGUUCUUAGCCUGUAAGAUGGUUCUUAGUUCCCUAAAACUGGAAAAGUGGGCACCGAAAGAUAUCCAGAACAGAUUUCAGUAUUUUGAUAAACUGUUCUUUACUAUUCCUUCACCAAAAGGAUUUAUUUUGAAAAACACAUUUUUCUUGGAAUUACAAGACUUUAAGGAUGACACAUUUUAUUGGAAGGACCGCUUACAGAAAAGGAUAAGGUCUAUAUUUAAACGCAUGUACAAGGCAGGCACCAAAGAACCUGUGAAGAUAGAAGCUUACUUUGCAGGCAGCACAGAAGCCUCUUGCAUUGGUUAUGGAAUUGCAGAGAUUGAAUCAUUUUUCAUUCCCAAGGCUGGCUUUCAUGGUGUAGAUAAAUACUGAGCUGAAUUUAACUGCUAGACAUGUUACUGAUUUGUGAUGGGUAAUUCCAACUUAGAAUGAUAAUUAUACCUUAAGAGAAACUUCCUUCAGUAGUAUAGUGUUGUUUUUUAUGAUUAUCCAAAUAAUAGUUUAAUCUCCUUACAUGUUACUUUCAUUAUGAUUCUAGUAUUUAGCUUUCACUAUGGUUCUACCAAUUAGCUUCCAUUAUGUUUCUGUCCUUUAGCUUUCAUUAUGCCUCAAUGAUUUAGCUUUCACUAUGUUGCUGUCUUCUGUAUGUAUAAUUGAUCUAUGAAUUUUAACCCGAACAACAUAAUUAUUGUCCAAACUUGUAAGCCAAAUAAAACAAAAUACUACUA